Messenger RNA from Necator americanus (New World hookworm), 786 nucleotides. RefSeq lists its product as uncharacterized. The record is from RefSeq and is a predicted model, not a curated record. The coding region runs from base 1 to 786 and encodes 261 amino acids. NCBI's taxonomy places the organism in Eukaryota, Metazoa, Nematoda, Chromadorea, Rhabditida, Ancylostomatidae. The transcript has a single exon.
AUGCAAGCAGAUGUGGAUCUCUUCGAGACCUCGAAGGGAAUCAGGGUGGACGGACAACCGAUAGAACUCGUCGAUGAGUUCUGUUACCUGGGCUGUAUGCUGAAGAACAACGGCAGCUACGAGAAAGAUAUUCAGCAAAGAUGCGCUAAAGCCAUUUCCGCAUUCAACUCGUUAACGAAAUGCCUGUGGUCGACCCCCAUCACCAACGAAGUCAAGCUGCGAGUCUACUUAUCCGCAAUUCGCCCCAUCAUGAUGUACGGAUCAGAGACUUGGACAGCACCAUCAACGGUUAUGGAGAGGCUUGACUGCACGGAACGAAAGCUGCUUAGACGGCUACUUGGCUACUUUUGGCUUAGGGUAUAUCACAAUGAAGAUCUUUACGCAGAAAUUGAUGUGGUACACCAGCGGAUGACACGUGGAAAACAUCAACAUCUUGCACUGCCAUCGAAAGUGGCUAAAGUAAAUCGUCUUCGCUUCUUUGGUCAUAUAUUAAGGAGACCGGCAGAUCGCCUUAUUCAGCGAGUUUUGAGGAGUUCGUCGGGUUCGAGCUGGAAGAAGCCACUUGGCCGAAAACGGAAGUUCUGGACUGAGGCGGUGAAAAAGGACCUGAGGACACUCGGCGUGGAGAGGCAGUUCAGACGAGACGUAAGGUUUCGCAGAGUAUGGAAUAGCGACGAAUGCAUUGAUUCUGUGCAAGCUCUCGCAGAAGAUCGAGAAGGUUGGGCAGAGCUGUGUUCAAGAACGGCACACCUCGGCGAAGAUGCGGGUAAUCGCGUCAGGCGAUGA